AUGGGCAAACUUAUUCGGCUGGAGCUUUUCAACUUCAAAUCUUACAAGGGCCAUCAUACCCUCUUGUUCGGAGAUGCUUACUUCACGUCAAUCAUUGGCCCUAAUGGGUCUGGCAAAUCGAAUUCAAUGGAUGCCAUCUCGUUCGUUCUAGGAAUCAAGUCCUCUCAUCUGCGAUCUACAAAUCUUCGCGAUCUCGUCUACCGUGGCCGCGUCUUGCGCACUUCGAAGGUCGAUGUCAAUGGGGAGCCCAUUACCAACGGGGAGGAUGGUCAAGAGGUGGAUGACGAGGAUAUGGAUGCUUCGCAAGAUGCAGGCGGCAAGAACGACCCCAGAUCCGCCUGGGUUAUGGCAGUUUACGAGGAUGACGCCGGCGAGGAGCAGCAAUGGCGCCGAUCCAUUACCAGUCAAGGUGUCAGCGAGUACCGCAUCAACAACCGAAUUGUGACUGCGCAACAAUACAAUGAGGCUUUGGAGGCGGAAAACAUUUUGAUCCGAGCGCGCAACUUCCUGGUGUUCCAGGGAGAUGUCGAGGCAAUUGCCUCGCAGUCUCCCAAAGACCUCACUCGGUUGAUUGAACAGAUUUCGGGCAGCUUGGACCACAAGGCCGAUUAUGAGAAAUUGAAGGCAGAGGCAGAGGAGGCCGCCGAACAGCAGACCGUUCAACUCAACCGUCGCCGAGGUAUCAACUCUGAGGUCAAACAAUACCAGGAACAGAAGCGGGAGGCCGAGAACUUCGCUAAGAAGGCCGAGGAACGUGACCAAGCUAUCAUCACCCACAUUCUGUGGAAGCUUUUCCAUUUCCAGCGCCUGAUCGAUGCAUCCAGUGCCGACAUUCAGAAAUACCAGGACGAGCUCAAGGAAUACCGCCGAGGCGUUGAGAAGUACGAAAACAACGUCGAGGAUGCCAAGAAGGAGCACGCCCGUGUAGGUAGGGAUGUUGGAAAAGCCGAGAAGAAUAUUUUGAGAAAGGAGAAGGAUAUUGAGGAGCUCAACAACUCGCUGGUACCCAUCGACGAGAAAAUCGAUAUCACGCAAAGAAAGGUUGAGCGAUAUGGGUCUAAGAUCGCUGAAAUCGGAAAGGAGCGUUCCGCCCAGUCUGAUAACGCCAAGCAGCUCGAAAAGAACCUGAAGCUUGUCGAGAAAGCCCAGGGUCAAUGGGAAACCGAAUGGAAGAAUACUACGAGCAAACAGGGUGGACAGUUGAGCGAAGCUGAUCAGCAGGAGUACCACAAGCUUCGUGAGGAGGUUAGCAAGCGAUCAUCUGCUGAUCAGCUGACUCUUGACAACCUGCGACGACAGCGCAAAACGGAAGCCGAGGCCGUAAACAGCUUGAAGGGCAAAUUCGAGUCCACUGAAUGGCAGUUGAAGAACCUCGAAUCCGAUGCGCAAAACAUGAAUGAGCGCAAGUUUACUCUCAAGGACACCAUCAAGACAACUUCCAAGGAUAUCGAUCGAAAGAAGAAGGAGCUGAAUGCUUUGACAUCAGAACGUCUCAAGGUUUCGCAGAUGCGAACUGAGUGGGAGGAGAAGCUUCAGGUCGUCUUGCGGAAGUUGCUGGAAGCCGACGAUGGAAAGAAGCAAACCGAGAGAGACAUCCGGGCUAAGGAGUUGAUUUCAACUCUGAAGCGCAUUUUCCCUGGUGUCAAGGGCCGUGUCAGCGACCUCUGCCGACCAAAGCAGAGAAAGUACGCUGAUGCAGUCAGCACUGUGUUAGGGCGUCACUUCGACGCCAUUGUGGUUGACAACGAAAAGACCGCCAAGGAAUGUAUUCAGCAUCUUCGUGACCAGCGCGCCGGUCAGGCCACUUUUAUCCCGCUUGAGACAAUCCAGGUCAAGGCCUUCAACUCCAACCUGAAGGGCAUGCACCGCGGAAUGCGCCCUGCUAUCGAGACCGUCGACUACGACGACUCUGUCGCACGUGCUAUCAGCUACGCUUGCGGAAACUCCAUCGUUUGUGACGAUCUGGCGACGGCCAAGUAUCUGUGCUAUGAGCGAAAUGUCGACGCGAAGGCAGUCACCCUGGAUGGUACUGUGAUUCACAAGGGCGGUCUCAUGACCGGUGGUCGAGGCCCCCAGCAAAACAACUCCAAGCGUUGGGAAGACUCCGAGGUAGAGAACCUUCACAAGCUCAAGGAUAAGCUCAUGAGCGACCUUUCCAACCUCCCCAAGGCCCACCGCCGUGGUUCUGAAGAAGAGACUCUUCAGGGCGAGCUCGUUGGUCUCGAACAACGGUUGAACUAUGCCCGUGAUGAGCUCAAGGCUCUCGAAAGGAACAUCGAGAGCAAGGGCAGUGAACUGGACUUUGUCAAGCGCCAGAUGGAGGAUCUACGACCCAAGUAUACUGAGAGAAAGGAGACUCUCGACGAGAUGGAUGAAACCAUCGAAGCCUCCCAAGCCUCAGUUAGCACGGUCGAAGAUGAGGUUUACCGCAAGUUUUGCAAGCGCCUCGGCUAUGACAACAUUCGCGAGUAUGAAGCACAGCAGGGCUCCCUGCAGGAGGAGGCUGCACAGAAGAAGCUCGAGUUCACAACGCAAAAGAGUCGCAUUGAAAAUCAGCUCAGUUUUGAGAAGCAGCGUAUUCAGGCAACAGAUGACCGCAUCAGCGGCCUCAAGGCUCAAUACGAGCGCGACAUGAGCCUGAUCGAGGAGCUCAAGGGUCAGCAGGAGGAAAUCCGCAAUAGGCUAGAUGAGUUCAGUGCCGAACUUGACCUCUUACGUGAGAACCUCGAGAAGCAGAAGGAAAUCUAUGCGCAAUCAGCCGAGAAACUGGCCGACCAGCGAAGAGAGCUCCAGAAGCGCAGCAAGCACGUCGAGAAUGCUCUCAAGAACAUCAACGGGCUUGAAGCCGACAUUCAGCGGAAUUCAUCUAGUCGAUACGCCCUUCUGCGGCGAUGCAAGCUUGAAGAUAUUGACGUCCCAUUGGCAGCUGACUCCAACUCCCUCGACAAGCUUCCUAUCGACGACCUGGUGCAAGCCGCUGAUCCGGACGCCAUGGAUGUCGACGAGACGGACGGCCUGGAUGAGCAAGGACCUGUCGUGCAGGACUAUGGUAUCGAGAUCGACUUCGAAUCCCUCGGAGAUUCCCUAAAGGAGUCUGCCGAAGAAAAGCUCGAAGAGGAGCUGCUCGAGAAGGUUCGUUCUCUCAACAGUGAGCUUGACAAGAUGGCACCAAACGCCCGAGCCAUGGAACGCCUGGAGACCGUCGAGAACAAGCUUCGCAGUACCGAGAAGGACUUUGAAGACGCUCGCCGGCAGGCUCGGAGGGCCAGGGAAGAGUUCGAGGGAGUGAUGAAGAAGCGCUCCGAUCUCUUCAACAAGGCCUUUACGCAUAUUUCUGAGCAAAUUGGCCCAAUCUACCGUGAGCUGACGCGUAGCGCCAAUUACCCACUCGGCGGACAAGCAUACCUGGAUAUUGAGGAUUCGGAUGAGCCUUACCUGGAUGGUAUCAAGUACCACGCCAUGCCUCCUCUGAAGCGAUUCCGUGAUAUGGAGCAUCUGUCUGGUGGUGAAAAGACCAUGGCAGCGCUUGCGUUGCUAUUUGCCAUUCACUCGUACCAGCCAUCGCCCUUCUUCGUGCUCGACGAGGUCGAUGCUGCUCUCGACAACACGAACGUGGCCCGCAUCGCUAACUACAUUCACGACCACGCUGCUCCUGGCAUGCAGUUUAUUGUCAUCAGUUUGAAGACUGGACUCUUCCAGAACAGUGAGGCUCUUGUCGGUAUCUACCGUGACCAGGUGGAAAACAGCAGCAAGUCUCUGACUCUCGACCUCCGCAAGUACACCUGA
Molecule: messenger RNA, 3786 nt
Organism: Penicillium cinerascens
Lineage: Eukaryota; Fungi; Ascomycota; Eurotiomycetes; Eurotiales; Aspergillaceae
Product: cohesin subunit SMC1
Exons: 5
Coding region: 1-3786 (1261 amino acids)
Biological process (GO): sister chromatid cohesion
Cellular component (GO): chromosome; nucleus; cohesin complex
Molecular function (GO): DNA binding; protein binding; ATP hydrolysis activity
Source: RefSeq, a predicted model, not a curated record